This is a messenger RNA of Neomonachus schauinslandi (Hawaiian monk seal), 1836 nucleotides long. RefSeq names its product adenylosuccinate synthase 1 (gene ADSS1). The record is from RefSeq and is a predicted model, not a curated record. The coding region runs from base 50 to 1501 and encodes 483 amino acids. The transcript has 14 exons. Gene Ontology annotation, molecular function: GTP binding; adenylosuccinate synthase activity. Gene Ontology annotation, biological process: 'de novo' AMP biosynthetic process; IMP metabolic process. Gene Ontology annotation, cellular component: cytoplasm. NCBI's taxonomy places the organism in Eukaryota, Metazoa, Chordata, Mammalia, Carnivora, Phocidae.
GACAGGGCUGUCCCGUGGCCCAGCACAGCAGAGGAGUGACCAGACCAACAUGUUGGGGACUCGCGCCUCCAACGACCGGCCCCCCGGCCCGGGCGGCGUCAAGCGGGGACGGCUGCAGCAGGAGGCGGCGGCCACGGGCUCCCGGGUGACCGUGGUGCUGGGCGCGCAGUGGGGGGACGAGGGCAAAGGCAAGGUGGUGGACCUGCUGGCCACGGACGCCGACAUCAUCAGCCGCUGCCAGGGGGGCAACAACGCUGGCCACACCGUGGUGGUGGACGGCAGGGAGUAUGACUUCCACCUGUUGCCCAGCGGCAUCAUCAACACCAAGGCCGUGUCCUUCAUCGGCAAUGGGGUGGUCGUCCACUUACCCGGCUUAUUUGAAGAAGCAGAAAAGAAUGAGAAGAAAGGUCUGAAGGACUGGGAGAAGAGGCUUGUCAUCUCCGACCGCGCCCACCUCGGUAAGCACACCCGGGCUGGUCCAGUCCCCAUAACCCUGUGUCUGUCUCUCGCUUGGGGACACUCACCUGGCCGCGCAGUGUUUGAUUUUCACCAGGCGGUCGACGGGCUGCAGGAAGUGCAACGGCAGGCCCAGGAGGGCAAGAAUAUCGGCACCACCAGGAAGGGGAUCGGACCGGCUUACUCUUCCAAAGCUGCGCGCACGGGCCUCCGCGUCUGCGACCUCCUGUCGGACUUUGAUGAAUUUUCCGCCAGAUUCAAGAACCUGGCCCGCCAGCACCAGUCCAUGUUCCCCAGCCUGGAAGUGGACGUCGAGGGGCAACUCAAAAGGCUCAAGGGCUUUGCUGAGCGGAUCCGACCCAUGGUCCGAGACGGCGUCUACUUUAUGUACGAGGCGCUCCACGGCACCCCAAAAAAAAUCCUCGUGGAAGGUGCCAAUGCAGCCCUCCUUGAUAUUGACUUUGGGACCUACCCCUUUGUGACGUCAUCCAACUGCACAGUGGGCGGCGUGUGCACGGGCCUGGGCAUCCCCCCGCAGAACAUAGGCGAGGUCUACGGCGUGGUGAAGGCCUACACCACACGCGUGGGCAUCGGCGCCUUUCCCACCGAGCAGAUCAAUGAAAUCGGAGACCUGCUACAGAGCCGUGGCCACGAGUGGGGGGUGACCACAGGCAGGAAGAGGCGGUGCGGCUGGCUGGACCUGAUGAUUCUCAGAUAUGCUCACAUGGUCAACGGCUUUACCGCGCUGGCCUUAACGAAACUGGACAUCCUGGAUGCCCUGGACGAGGUGAAAGUCGGCGUCUCAUACAAGCUGAACGGGAAGAGGAUCCCCUAUUUCCCAGCGAACCAGGAGAUACUGCAGAAGGUUGAGGUUGAAUACGAAACGCUGCCUGGGUGGAAGGCGGACACCGCGGGCGCCAGGAAGUGGGAGGACCUCCCCCCGCAGGCCCAGAACUAUGUCCGGUUCGUGGAGAAUCACGUCGGAGUGGCAGUGAAAUGGGUUGGGGUCGGCAAAUCAAGAGAUUCGAUGAUCCAGCUCUUUUAGAUGGAGAGCGCUGAGCCCGCGGAGCGCAGCGGCCCCGUCCCUCAUCGGCAGCCGCAGAGUCACCGCCCGAAACGCAGAAGUAGGAAAACUAGUUUCUGUACUUUUAUAUAUCUCUCCAAGCCUUCAGCUCAGCCACCGAUUUCUACAGUGAUCCAAACAUCUGACGGCCAGCGUUGUGUAUGUUUGUUUUUUUUUUAAAUCCUGCUACUGAAAAUGAGCCAAAGUACUCAAAACAGAGAACUUUUAUGGCACAUUAAUUGUCACAUGGUUGUAUGGCUGGCUGGAGCCGUUAGUAAUAAACAUACGCAGUAGCCACUGAGUAGUGGUGAUCGGUC